This is a messenger RNA of Perca fluviatilis (European perch), 1222 nucleotides long. Its product is annotated as B-cell receptor CD22-like. Gene Ontology annotation, biological process: cell-cell adhesion. Gene Ontology annotation, cellular component: membrane. The record is from RefSeq and is a predicted model, not a curated record. The transcript has 6 exons. Lineage: Eukaryota; Metazoa; Chordata; Actinopteri; Perciformes; Percidae. Bases 35 to 1222 code for a protein of 395 amino acids.
UUCUGUAUAGUGACUUUUUAUUGUUUUUAAUGAAAUGUGUCUUUAUACAUUUUCUCCUCCAGAUGGUCCAAAGCUUCCCUCUGUGUCAGUGAGUCCCUCUGCUGAGAUAGUGGAGGGCAGUUCAGUGACUCUGACCUGUAGCAGUGAUGCUAACCCAGCAGCUAACUACACCUGGUACAAGGAGAAUGUAGACAAACCUCUCAGUGAAGGACCACAGCUCGUCUUCAGCUCCAUCCAGUCCUCUGACUCUGGACAGUAUUACUGUGCAGCUGAGAACAAGCUGGGGAGGAACACAUCUCAAUACAAAUUUAUUGAUGUGAAAUAUGCUCCAAAGGUUGGUCCCCUGUCUCUGACUCCCACUGGGGAGAUCAGAGAGAACAGUAGAGUGACUCUGACCUGUAGCAGUGAUGCUAACCCAGCAGCUACUUAUACCUGGUACAAGGAUGGUAAACCUCUCUAUAAAAAUACACAGAUUGUCUUCAGCUCCAUCCAGUCCUCUGACUCUGGACGUUAUUACUGUAAAGCUGAGAACAAGUUGGGGAGGAGGACAUCUAAAUCCAUCUUUAUUGAUGUGAAAUAUGGUCCAAAGCUUCCCUCUGUGUCAGUGAGUCCCUCUGCUGAGAUAGUGGAGGGCAGUUCAGUGACUCUGACCUGUAGCAGUGAUGCUAACCCAGCAGCUACUUAUACCUGGUUGAAGAGCAAUGUAAAGCUCAGACCUCCCAUUGAAGAACAACAGCUGGUCCUCACGUCCAUUCAGUCCUCUCACUCUGGACAAUAUACAUGUAGAGCUAGGAACAGCCUGGGGCCUAACACAUCCAAACCCAUUUCUAUUCAAGUGAAAUAUGGUCCAAAGAUUACCUCUGUGUCAGUGAGUCCUUCUGGUGACAUCAUGGAGGGCAGUUCAGUGAAUCUGACCUGUAGCAGUGAUGCUAACCCAGCAGCUAACUACACCUGGUACAAGGAGAAUGAAGAUUCACCAAAAGCAUCAGGGCAGAUCUUCACCAUCACUGAUGUUAGACCUGAACACAGUGGGAAUUAUUACUGUGAAGCCCAGAACAGAAGAGGACGUCAGAACUCCACCUUAAAUCUGAUUGUUGUAGCAGGGAAUUCAACAACAAUAAUGCAUAUCAUCUGGCCGACUGUGGUGGUCCUGAUGCUGAUUGCUCUGCUGCUCCUGAGUCUGUGGGGGGUUGGACUCAAUUCAGGAAGAAGAAAACUCUGA